Messenger RNA from Arabis nemorensis, 3015 nucleotides. The record is from the annotation of a GenBank genome assembly. Lineage: Eukaryota; Viridiplantae; Streptophyta; Magnoliopsida; Brassicales; Brassicaceae.
AUGCAGAAUUGUUGUUUGAUGAGGCAACAAACAAGCUCGAAAGUGUUCUGUCAAAGCAUUGAUGAGAAGACGAUGCAAAUCAAGAAAAUCAAAGACGAGAAAGCGAAGUCAAAGACACUGGAAGAUGAUCAUGAGAGUACACGGAAAGAUAAAGCUGAAAAGUUCGAUGAACUAUUCAGCCUUCGCAACAUGUUCCUUGCUAAGCAAGAAGAGUAUACAAAGAAGAUUAGAGGAUUGGGUCCAUUACCGUAUGGUGAUUUAAACACGUAUAAAAGAAAAAGUAUCAAGAAUCUGCAGAAGAUGCUCAUCUGGUGCAAUGAACAGCUACAAGAAUUCAGCCAUGUAAACAAGAAAGCAGUUGAUCAAUAUGUAAGUUUCACAGAACAACGAGAGCAACUUGAGAAACGGAAAGCAGAGCUUGAUGCAGGAGAUGAGAAAAUUAAAGAACUGGUAACAGUUCUUGAUCAGCGGAAAGACGAAUCUAUAGACCGUAUUUUCAAAGGUAUUGCAUUUCACUUGAACAAAGUAUUCUCUGAGAUUGUACAAGGUGGACAUGGUGAGCUUGACCGUGAUCAUGAUGAUGAAGACGAUGAAUGUCUUGAAGCUAAUACAGAGGGAAGGGAUGAGAGAUACUAUGGUGUAAAAGUGAAGGUGUCUUUUACUGGUCAAGGAGGGACAAAAUCAAUGAAACAAUUGUCAGGAGGUCAAAAGACAAUUGUUGCCCUUGCAUUAAUUUUCGCCAUCCAGCGAUGCGAUCCUGCACCGUUCUAUCUUUUUGAUGAGAUUGAUGCAGCACUUGAUCCUCGGUAUCGAACAGGUGUAAGCGACAUGAUUCGUCGUUUAGCUGAUGAUAAUACGCAGCUCAUUACCACAACUUUCCGUCCAGAGCUUGUGAGAGUUGCGGAUAAAAUAUAUGGAGUAUUUCAUGAGAACAGAAAGGAACAACGGAGGCAAAUCGUUGCGACGGAGUUCGGAGACAUAUCAGCCGUCCAGAUCGGCGAUGGAUACCAUAUUCAGUUCAUAACAAUGGAGCCAAACUCAUUCUUGCUUCCUCUUCUUCUACAUUCCGACAUGGUUCUCUUUGUUCACACUGGAAGUGGGGUUUUGAAUUGGAUUGACGAGGAAAAAGAGAGGACGUUAGAAUUAAGACGAGGAGAUGUAUUUAGGCUACGUUCCGGUAGAGUCUUCUAUUUACAUAGCAAGUUGGAGUACGCAUUUCCAGAGAAACUUAGGGUUUACGCAAUCUUUGACGCGGGGGAGUGUUUAUACGAACCAUGUCUAGGUGCCUACUCGGAUAUCAGAGACCUUUUAUUGGGCUUCAACGAGAGAACUCUCCGGACAACUUUUGCGGUUCCUGAGGAGGUUUUGGGGAAGUUAAGAGAUGCGACGAAGCCUCCGUUGAUCACAAGUGCUCUGCCGAGAAACAGAACACAUGGGUUGGAAGAGGAUACGUGGCAAUCACGGCUUGUCAAACUCAUUGUCAGAGCUGAAGAUGUGACUGAUCAUUUGGCGAUGAAACCGGUCGUUAAUAGCAAGAAGGAAUCAAGUGCGUUCAAUGUUUUUGACGCUGAUCCAGACUUUGAGAACGUCAAUGGCCAAAGCAUAGUGGUUGAUGAGAAGGAUAUGGAUGCUCUAAAGGGCUCAAGUGUAGGAGUUUUCAUGGUUAAUUUAACUAAGGGAUCAAUGAUGGGACCACACUGGAAUCCUAGUGCUUCUGAGAUAUCGAUUGUGUUCAGAGGGGAAGGAAUGAUUCGAGUGGUUAACAACCCUUCGUCUUCUUCUCCCAAAAACAAGAGUAAGAGCGAGAGAUUCAUGGUUGAAGAAGGGGAUGUUUUUGUUGUGCCACGGUUUUAUCCUAUGGCUCAAAUGUCUUUCGAAAACAGCUCAUUCGUGUUUAUGGGGUUUAGCACCACGGCGAAGGAAAAUUACCCCCAGUUUCUAGUAGGGCAGAGCUCGGUUUUGAAGGUAUUUGACCGGGAGGUACUUGCUACGUCUUUCAACUUGAGAAAUGAGACAAUCGAGAGAUUGCUAGGAGCUCAGAAAGAAGGCGUGAUUUUGGAGUGUGUGUCUUGUGCCGAGGUAGAGCUUACUAAGCUUAUGAGGGAGAUUGAAGAGAAGAAGAGACAUGAGGAGGAAGAAAUCGCGCGGAAAAGGAAAGAAGAAGAGGAGGCAAGGAAGAGAGAAGAAGAGAGAAAGAGAGAGGAAGAGGAAGCCAAGAGACGAGAGGAAGAGAAGAGGAGGCGUGAGGAGGAGGAAAUAGAGCGGGAAAGGAAAGCAGAAGAGGAAGCAAGGAAGAGAGAAGCAGAAAGAAAGAGAGAGGAGGAAGAAGCGAAGAGACGAGAGGAAGAGAAGAGGAGACGUGAAGAGGAAGAAACUGAGCGGAAAAAGAAAGAAGAAGAGGAAGCAAGAAGAAGAGAAGAAGAAAGAAAGAGAGAGGAGGAGGCAGCUAAGAAACGAGAAGAAGAAAGGAAGAGACGCGAGAAACAAGAAGAAGAGGCAAGAAAGAGAGAAGAAGAAAGGGAAAGAGAAGAAGCAGAAGCCAAGAGACAAGAGGAAGAGAGGAUAAGACGUGAGAAAGAAAAGGAGGAGGCAAGGAAAAGAGAAGAAGCAAGGGAAAAGGAAGAGGAAAUGGCAAAGAGACGAGAGGAAGAGAGGCAAAGGAAAGAGAGAGAAGAGGCAGAGAGAAAGAGACGCGAGGAACAAGAAAUGAAGAAACGUGAAGAAGAAGCGAGGAAGAGAGAAGAAGAAAGGGAAAUGGCAAAAAGACGAGAGGAAGAGAGGCAAAAGAAAGAGAGAGAACAAGCAGAGAGAGAGAGACGUGAGGAACAAGAAAGGAGGAGACGUGAAGAGGAAGCUAUGAAGAGAGAAGAAGAGAGAAAAAGAGAAGAAGAAGCAUCUAAAAGAGCAGAGGAAGAACGAAGAAGAAAAGAAGAAGAAGAGGAGAAACGAAGAUGGCCACCGCAGCCACAACCACCGACGACUGCCGGAGAAAAUGUGGCGGGGGAUGAGUCUUGA